Molecule: messenger RNA, 1974 nt
Organism: Metarhizium robertsii ARSEF 23
Lineage: Eukaryota; Fungi; Ascomycota; Sordariomycetes; Hypocreales; Clavicipitaceae
Exons: 2
Coding region: 1-1974 (657 amino acids)
Source: RefSeq, a predicted model, not a curated record
AUGGAUGAAUCAAAUCCAAGGCCAGGCAACGAUCUUGAAAGCCCUACAGCACAACGACGGUCUUCUACGCCCGCUGUCUCCCCUCAACAUAGCACUCGGGUAGCAUCAUGGACUCAAAGUGAGAGGGGUCUCCAACAAAGCUUGUUGAACAGUGCAGAGAAACUGGCAAGGGCGAACAUGAGCGCUGAAACAUUGAUCCAACCUGAGAAUGCACUACCGGAAGGGGCGGUGCGGGCUCCUGGAGUGCGAGGCCAAGAUGUCCAACUUGCUGCUUUAUAUUCACAAAUAUCUCCCGAAACGUUACCUGUCUUGCAAGCAGCGGCGAAAAUGGGGACUGACACUAACAGAAAAAUAUCUGGUGGGGGUUCUGCAAUGCGCACAUCUGAGUACAUACAGAGAAUUUCCUCCCGAGACGAUGCUUCUGUGGCCUCACAUCAGACCAAAACCCCUACAAAGGUUUCUGUGUACAUGGGCAGAGACAGUAUCGGGUGUGAUGAUGGAUAUUCUUUGAGACUCCUGGACACUCCCUCAGAUAUUGAAAAAGAUGGCACCAGGGACGAAGAUGAUGGGUAUUCGCUAAGAGUCCUUGAGAUUCCCCUAAACGGCGAAUCACCAGCAAAUUGCGUCGUGGAAUGCCAUAGCGAGGCACAAACCGGAGCCGUCCUAGCUGGCCUCGGACCAAUAGGCACCAAAAGUGCACGAAUCUACUGGAGUGUACUUCCUCGCGACGGGGACGGCCAAGGAAGAAGAAAGCUCCAUGGACAUAUCGAACGGAUGCUCGGCCAUGAAGUUUCAAAAGCACCCCAUGCUCCCAAUCACUUCACGGAUUUCGGGGCCGUAAACAACCCCAUAAGGCUCCGGACUCAAUGGAAUGGCGCUGCUCAGCCUUACAUCGUGGAACUCUUCCAGGUUGAAAAAUCCCAGCCGGAAGAGUCCUUCCCUUACAGCCCAGCAUACAGGUUACACAAGUUCCAAGCUCAGAUACAGUGCAUAGAGUUUCAAGAAGAUAAGCUAGUCGUUUUGUGCCAGUCGUAUUUGCAGGGUCCAGAGGGCAAACAUGCCAACCUGCGCGCGUGGAACCACUUUGUUUCUGAUAUGCAUUGGCAAAGAAAUCCCAUGUUGGAAUUCCUCGACGGGUCCCGACCCCUCUUCACCAAACUGCUGCUGCUGUACUUUUUAAACACGGGGCUCGACUGGUCACACCACAGGAUCGCAGAUAUCAAGUCUGCGCGCCGGGAUAGAACAGACGACGACACAGAGCUGCACAAGGACGCCGGGUUCAAGUUCCUCAAGCCAGUCACCGAAUGGCAAAAGAUAAUCAUGGCCAGUAGCGAGGCCUUGAUCAAUAUUUGCCACGACUUGGCCAACUCUGCCGACUACAUGGUUCGCCACCUGCAAUGGGGAGCGUCUCAGGCAUCCGCCGGCAACGCCAUCGAAGCGACACCGGCCUGGAAGUGCGUGGCCCUGGACAUUGCUGUGAGCUGUGAAGAAGUCAGGAGACAGUCGACGCAGAUCUUUGCUUGCGAGCAGGGACGUUACGAGCUGUACAAGGCGCAGGUUGAUGCCAAGACGAGCCAGAACGGGACGCUGGUGACGAUUCUUGCGAGCACCUUCCUACCGGCUUCGCUGGCAGUAGGGUGCCUCAGCAUGAAUACCCGUUUCGCAAAAUUUGGUGGUAUGUUAUUUGAUUUGCUGGGUGUCAUCGUCUUGAUCGGCGGGUUCGCCGUUGUGUCGGUUGCCGUGAUCCGGAUCUGGAUUCGUGCGCGCUCUCAUGGGCCAUGGAAGACGAAAACACAGCGCGCCAGAUCGGUCAAAUCCAAGGCGCGAGUGUGGAUCAUCGUCUCCUGUCUCUAUCUGUUAGUCACGGCAUCAUUCUUGAUCAUCAUGUUGGGUAAUUACCUCGUGGGUGGUGUUACGCUUGGUGUAACGGCAGCUGUGUCUUUGGUUGGCUUUGCUUUAUAUCUCCUUCGUUAG